CCUGUUAUAAAGCUGACCCAUUGUGCUGCCUUUCAGCAUUUUCUUUAUCUCAUUUCCAGGGCAGGAACUCCCUCUCUUUCCCAUAAGGCUGUCCCUAUCCUUUUGAUGGGUUUAUACAGGAUUUCCUGCUGAGUCAAUAGCGGAGGAGUGCAGGGAGAUAGCAGUCGGGAUUCGCAGGGAGCUGUGCUCAGCCGGAGGAGCCUCAGCCCGGCGGAGGCAGAGCAGCGCUGCCUUUUGACUUAUCCUUUGGAGCCCUCCACCCAGUCCCUCCAUGUCCAUAGCCAGCAAGCACUUCUCCCAUCAUGAGUUCUGAAUUAAACGUUCCAGUGGAUCCUUCCACUCCUGCCUGCUGCUCUGAGCCUGGCACCAAGGGCAUGGAUUAUCGGGACUGGGUCCGACGGAGCUACCUGGAACUGGUCACCUCCAACCACCACUCUGUGCAAGCCCUUUCCUGGAGAAAACUGUACCUGAGCCGAGCCAAACUGAAAGCCUCCAGUAGAACCUCUGCUCUGCUCUCUGGAUUUGCAAUGGUGGCCAUGGUGGAGGUGCAGCUGGAGGUGCAGUACAAGUACCCCCAGAUGCUGCUGAUCGCCUUCAGCGCCUGCACCACGGUGCUGGUGGCCGUUCACCUCUUCGCCCUCCUCAUCAGCACCUGCAUCCUGCCCAACGUGGAGGCUGUGAGCAACAUCCACAACCUGAACUCCAUCAGUGAGUCCCCCCACGAGCGCAUGCACCCCUACAUCGAGCUGGCCUGGGGCUUCUCCACCGUCCUGGGGAUCCUCCUGUUCCUUGCUGAAGUCGUGCUCCUGUGCUGGAUAAAAUUCCUGCCAGUGGGCUCCAUCCUGAAAAACGAGACCACCAACGUGGAGAAGCCCAGCAGCCACGCAGGGUGGCAGUCAGCACUGGUGUCCACCAUCAUCAUGGUCCCUGUGGGUCUGAUUUUUGUGGUCUUCACCAUCCACUUCUACCGCUCCUUGGUGCGGCACAAAACGGAGCGGCACAACCGGGAGAUCGAGGAGCUCCACAAACUGAAAGUGCAGCUGGAUGGGCAUGACAGAGGCAUGCAGGUGGUGUGACAGAGCCUGCACACAGCUCAGCUAGGGCUGAGAGCAAAAUACCCGGUCUGCUGCUUGGUGAGACGCACCAGGGAUGGAUUUUCUUGAGGCUUAAAUCUGUAAAUGCUACUUGCCUGCCAUUUCUAGCUGUGGGUUCUUGUGCUGUUCCACAUGCUGGGGGCUCUGCCCUGGUUCUGGUCCCACACACUUGGUACUUAAGUCAACACUGCCGUGGUGUUCAAGGUCAAAACUUUAUCUACCUUAACAUUGGUAGCCAAAAAUCUGUAUUUUUUACAAAUGCAAUAUUCCAUUGCCAAAAGUGAAACUGUAUUGGCCUCUCUGUGUGUAUUUGUGUGUGUAGGACCUGUCUUACCUGUCAGAACUCCCUGGCUGUCAGUGCAGCCACAAUUAACUGGCAGCUCAUUCCUAGAGCAGAGCUGAUUAAUGUGGGUACCUGCAGCUGACUCAAGGACAUUCAGGAAAGCACAACAGAAACUGAGAAUGUUGAUCACCAUUGUUCCAAAGCAAGUAUUCCAUAAAUACAUAACCAGAAAGAAAACAGCCUUAGCUUUUAGGGGUUUUUU
This is a messenger RNA of Camarhynchus parvulus, 1639 nucleotides long. It is a transcript of the gene ORAI2, whose product is annotated as ORAI calcium release-activated calcium modulator 2. Bases 303 to 1076 code for a protein of 257 amino acids. NCBI's taxonomy places the organism in Eukaryota, Metazoa, Chordata, Aves, Passeriformes, Thraupidae. The transcript has 4 exons. Gene Ontology annotation, molecular function: store-operated calcium channel activity. The record is from RefSeq and is a predicted model, not a curated record. Gene Ontology annotation, cellular component: membrane. Gene Ontology annotation, biological process: store-operated calcium entry.